Molecule: messenger RNA, 10777 nt
Organism: Cinara cedri
Lineage: Eukaryota; Metazoa; Arthropoda; Insecta; Hemiptera; Aphididae
Source: the annotation of a GenBank genome assembly
AUGUCCGUAGGCGGGGAACGGCGCGUGAAAAAGGCCACGCAAGCGUUUUGCAAUUCACUGACGCGGUCGAACCUGACGUUCGGUUCGUCCAAAAGUGUUUCAUCUGCGCCGUUUCCGAUGUCGAGUAUUAGUUUUCUCACGAAAAUUAAAACAGCGUUUUUCUUCGCCUCUUUUUUCGACCAUCCUGUUCCAAACGCAAUACGGAACGAUCGUGAAAUAUCCGAAUUCUCCGGUGUCCGUUGAAUACUCUACUCUUUUCCUAUUGAAAAUGUCUACGAUUUCGUUCGGCGCACUCACCGGGUGUUUUUCGCUGUUCCGUAAUAACCGUUUCAGUGUUUCAGCGUCAUCCGGGCAGAGUAUCGCCUGUUCCAGAGACGCAUUAUUACUCUCGGGCCACGCUGUAAUAUUGCGAAACCAUAUUUACAGCAUUCAUCGUCGUGCCGUUUACAACGGCCAAAAUUAAUUAAAGACCGACCGAAACGUCUGCUUUACGAACGGCGGCCACGUAAAGACAACUGACUUAUUUUUUGUUCACGGCGCAAAAAAUAAGACGGCUGCAACGAUCGCUACACUACAGUCGUGAUGCGACGAUUUAAAAUAUCGUAUAGGAUAUCGAAUAACAAUUAUCAAUGUAUAGAAAUGUUGUCGUCAAAUCGCUACGGAAAUCGCGAUGUUAUCAGAUAAUAUUUGUUUAAGGUUGUACCGAUUUUCUCGGUUUUCCCACGGUUUUUCAUAUUUAAUCGGAAAACUCUUGGGAAAAUCGAAAAAUAACCUUCCCAGUUAGAUUUCCUUUCAGAAAACGUAAUACACUUAAAAAUCGGAGCAAGAUCUCUGGCAGAGUAGUCGUCCACAGGAAAAAUAAAAAUAAAAAAUAAACAUUUAUGUAAAACCAUAAGCUUCUUCGGUCCACGCAGAAUGUAAAAAUAUCAAAAACAAAAUAUAGAAAAAAAAAGUUUCAUAAUUGUUUUAUUUCGCUAUCCAAUGUAGACAUAUUCCGUUGACGGACAAGUGUCUGUUCUGCUAUUCGCUUUACACUCGUUUGUGUGUUGCAGGCUCAGUGACGGAUAUAAAUAAAAUGCUAGCGUGCAAACGGUCGAUCGCGAUUCCUACGUUUUUGCCAUUUUUUUACGGAAACCCCUGGGAAAAUCAAAAAACGACCUCUCUUAAGUACUACCCCGGACGAAUUUUUUUUUCAGAAAAGGCGCUACGCUUGAAAAUCGGUUGUUCACGAAGAAAAAAAAAAUAAACAUCACUGUAAAAUCAAUCCAUUCCUCGCUCCGCCCAGAAUCUAAAAUCAUAUUAUCAUAGCCAAUACACCCAUAUUUUCUUUCAGAAUAUCAAAAGGCGGACACCAAAAGACGACCGUUUCCGGAGAAACUCGUCUGAGGAUGUGGGACUCGUGAUUUGUGCGCCGUGUCAAUAACACGUUAUUGUAUGAUUGGCGUCGAGAUGAUAAAAUAUUUUUACGACUAUGCGUGUCCGCGUUAAAAAAUUCGUUUUUCAUUUCCACGGGUACGCUGCGGUUUUGCGGUACGUCGAUUUUUUGAUUUUUUUUUUUUUUUUCGGACGAAACGGAAAAAUAUGUGUUACACACGCAGCCCACUCGUGUAGAAAUUUGAUUUUCGCCGUCCUUGAAAACAACCCACACGUACGCAUUGAAAUUACGUGUACGCGUUUUGGGCCCGAGGUAACGAUAUAGUGUUAUUUUAACGUAUACAAGUAGUUUUUUUUUUUAUCGCGUUCUAGCAAAGGAUUUUCAGUACACUCGAUUACUUAUUCGUAUAUUAUGGACAAGACGCAUGCGGUUUCGCAACGAAAUAGCUCACUUCAUACCAACAUGUAUUACAUGAUCCAAUUAUUCCGUAUUAUAUAUCCUUGUUAAAUUUCGCUUUGCGUACUUUAGAAUAUUUUUAGGAUUUCGUACGUUUCUAAAAUAUUUUUAUCGUAUUUCUUUUUUUUUUUUCAAGCAUAUUAUGAUAUUUUUAUUUUUAGUAGGUAUUUAAUGGUUUUCAGGGCACAUAAAUAUAGAAUAUCUACCCUGGUUAUUAUGACGUGUUCGAUAUGAUUCGAUUUGUGUUUUUUUUUUUUUGUUCGCAAUUGUUAUAACAUAAACGCCUAACCUAUGACCCCUCUUAUUUCUAUAAUAUGUUCAAUUUUGUACCGACUAGGCACUCUUCAUAUUUAGCAUACGCUUCGGGUUUUCAAAUGGCCACUCCCUUCUCCCUCCUCUCCGUUUUCAAAACGCAGAUUCGAAUAGAAAAUAUUUUCCAUCGAUUUUUCACGCGCAUAACGGUAAUAUCGGAUUUAAAAUUUAGACCGGAGUAGUCGGGACGGGCUAUCGAUUUAACAUCUCCGAAAAAUGAAUACGCGUUUUAUGGCACUUUCACACUGCUCCGCUCUAAAUUUAAACUGUUAUUGUUAUAACUACCGUACAAGUUAAAUCCGAUAUUAAAGGAAUGUUAACCCUAUACUUUUAGAAAAAUAUUCUCAAUGCGAAUCUGUGUUCAAAACGGGAGUAGAUGUAGUAAAUAAUAAUCACGGUUCACGAUUAAAUCAUAGGAGCGUUUUUUGUGUGUAAUCAUAUCAAAUUUGAAAACAAAAAUUUAAAAGACGGAUUCAAAAAAGCCGAUUUUAGAUUCUGAGCGGAGCGAAAAACCAUAUGGUUUUAUAGAGAUGUUUAUUUAUUUUUUUUUUUUCCGGUGGACAAAUUUUUUACCAGAGGACUCGCUCCGAAUUUUGCGUGCAGCAUCUUUUCUGAAGAGAAAUUCGUGUGGGGAAGUACCUUAAAGAAGUCAUUCUUUAACUCAUUCAACUUUUCUACCGGCAAUUUUGCUCCAACAUUUAGCAAUAGGAAUUUUUCCGAAAGGAAAUUUCGCUGUGUAGAGAAGCCGUUUUACGGUUUCCUCCGGAGUUAGCUCAGCAAAUGUGAUAACUGGGAAAAAAAUAUGGGAAAACCAAGAAAAAUGCAGGAAACCCGGGGAAAUCGGUACAAAAAAUAUUAUUAAAGAAAAUUGUAUAGAGCCCGUUUAAUUAUUUUACCGUAAGACCCAUACAUAAUAUGUUGUUGACGAACCAUCACUAUCAACUGAACACCGUUCAGAAUGGUCUUUUCGUAAACAAUCGUUGUUUAACGUUGCUUACGGGCAUACACACAAUUAUCUGUAACUGCAGCGGCUGGGUGCCAUCCCCAUUAUCCCAGGACGUCUUUUUACUGAGUAAAUCCACGGUUUUCCUGGUUACUAAAAAAAUAUAAUUACUAAAAAUAACUGUGACUCGCAAAUAGUCGUUACAGUUUUAAGCGAACAGGGUGGUGGGGUAGAGGUGUAGCCCGUAACGCCCUCACCCUACCUGCCGAGCACGUCACUGUUUCUCGGCGUAAACGUCGAGAACAGAGAUUAACCGAUGGUCCGUAACAUACGGGUACGGUUAAAAACCAAAAACGAAUCGCACUUUUUUUGACACAAAUUGUCACCGGUUCGCGACGGCGACCGGAUCGCCCUGUGCAGUGUGCACCGGCAAUAAUGCACUCGUGAUUUAAUAGUGACGUUGUUUUCCUCGCCGUGUUGCGCCACUGUGCAGUGCGCGGACGUGGAACGACAAUUUAUGUUGCGUACGGUUCUAUUGCGCGCGCGUUUUUUUCACAUUUUCAUACAAAAGACAAAUAGUUCGACCGUUUACGGCCCGAUACAAUUACCGCCCCGACUUCCCGCCCGCAACGUCCGCGUCGCACGUCCGGCAUUUUUUUCGUUUACGCCGCGACCCGGUCGUGUCGGCUCGGCACGGCGAACAGUGUCGUCGGGUCGCGGGUUUUUUUUUUUCACGCGCGAAAUCGACGAUUAUUAUUUUUUUUUUCCCCCCGCACCGUGACUGUUCUCUCGCGCGGCCCUAUUGAAAUGCCGGCGCGCGGCGCGUACGCAUUGCACACGGUAUAAAACAAAUAACAAUUACGCGCGUAUAAAUAAUAUAUCGGCGGGUGUCGCGCGUCAACGGCUGGUUGUUUGUUCAGCGACUGCUAAAAAAACACCGGCAGCGUGCGCAGCGCUCCGCGGUGCCGCCGUAGCGCACGGCCGCGUCCGUCGGGCCGGGAAAAAUCCAUGACGACGACACACACAAAUGCCGGCGGUGUCCCGUCUCCAACACGCAGCCGUCGUCGCCGCCGUUAUUAUUUUUAAUUUUUUCGUUUGUUUUUUUUUUUUUUUUUUUCCUAAACUUUAGACGGCCCGACAGCGGUCCGUCACAAUUCCCCGUGUGAUUUUCGUGUGACUUUGCGCGCGCCGCCGCCGUCAAGGUAAGCGAUUCGUUUUUACCGUUGAGUUUUUUUUUUUAUUGUUUUUUUUUUUUUGUUUUUUUCCUAAACUUUAGACGGCCCGACAGCGGUCCGUCACAAUAUCGCCGUGUACGGCGUGCCGUCGUCGUUUUCGUACGCGAAUCGCACUCGACAGCGGUUCGUUCGGUGCCCAAUCGAACGUUGCCGACACGCGCGGGCGUUCGAACCGUUUAUUCCGGCCCGCGGAUGUCCGCCGGCGGGUCGCGCCGCGUGGCGGUUUUUCGAACGGCCGUCGCCGUCACCGAACGGCGGCACGACGCGCUACGAAAAAUAUCGCACUCGCCGUGAGCGGGGCCCGUCCGGUCGCGGUGCUUUGGCGAGCGAACACUGUGAUCGCGGGUUGACGCUCCGCGGCCAAAAGUUCGAUAUCGCCGCACUCGCGCGAACGUCGGUCUGUCCGGCUCCUGUGUCGAAAAACAUUUUUUUUUUUUUUUUUUUUAUAUAUUUUCAAGAUAUCAACACGUGAGUAUCUGGUUCAGGCCGGAAUCUCGGAAAAACGAUUCUGGUUUUUGAGCCGCGUCCGGCUUUGCUCUCGUGAAGUCCAGACUCGGGCUUGUAAGUAUACGCAAACAGACUAUUGGCGAAUCUGACGGAUAAAACAUAUUUUAUUACGUGUACGGCUCGUAGAUUUUGAUUUCAAAAAUUAUUAGUUUUGUGGAUUUGGGCGUAUUAACUGUGCAGUGGACAGGUGUACUUUCGGAUUUAUUAUGAGCAAAAAUAGGAAACAAAGGAGAAAUUUGUCAUAUUUUUUAUUCCAUGAAAAGCAUCGAUUUAUCGUAAAUAAUAAUACCAUAGAUAUUACGGCCUAAUAAUUAUAAUGACGAUAAAUCAAUGAUUUUUAACGAGAAAAAUUAAUUUUUUUCUUUCCGGAUACCUGCGAUCCUAUAAGAAAUAAGAACGCGCGGGUGCCACAUUUUGUUUAUCCGAUGUCUGGUUUUUCCGAUGGACCCCCCAGCGCUUUUCACACUUAGUACUAGUAGGUCUAUACACGAAUUAAGGUUUCGAUUUUGAAAUAUCGAUUUAUUUGAGAUUUUGGCCUAGUCUGUCAUAGUUUGCGAAUUAACUAAAUAUUUUUUAUAUAGUACAGAAUUUUUAAAAAAAAAAAAAAAAAAAUGUAAAACUGAGUCAUUAGAAUAUUGAUCGCAUCUAAUAAAAGUAAUUAAACGAUUUAUUGUCGUUACUUAUUUUUUUUUCUUAGACAAAAUGAACCGAGAAAAGAACAAAUCGUUCCAUUCCGACUUAAUCGGAACAAACAGAUCGCAUAAUUUCGUUGUGCUGAUCCCUGAGCGACUUUAUUUCGUUUCUUAUUCGACAGAUUGUUGUCCGCUGGACACUGGAAAAUAUCACUUUUUCCGGAACGACGAUUACGUCCGAGAUAAUGUGACUAGGAGGGGCCGCGGUGGCGACAAGAAAUACGUAUACGAACCUCUUAACUUAGGUUGCUUGGUUGACUUUAUCCGGGACGUCAACGACAAACUGAACAGCGUUCAGUACCAGAAUAAGGCCAUCGUGCAUUACGCGUGCACGUACGAUUUUCGGAAAUACGACGACGCAGCUUUGCUCAUCGGAACUUAUGCGGUAAAAAAAAUAAUAAUAAUAAUAAUAAAUUACAGUAUACAUUUUAUUAGUCCAGUGUCGCAUAAAGAUAAUUUUUAAAAUAUCUAUAUAAAGCUAGGGGAUAGUUGCUAGAAUUACCUAAUUGUCUAUACCAGGAAAGAAAGAUACGUACAAAUUUAACUAUCCCGAUAAAGAUUAACAAUCGUGAACAUUUAUCUAAAUAGAAACAAAGGUAAUUUUGUUCAGAAUACAAAAAAAACAUUGUAAAUGUUUACCAGAUCUGGUCAAUGAAACCUAAUGAUUAAUUGAUUUAACCAAAAUAAUAUUAAUGAAACAUUUUACUUAUUGUUUCUAACGUAAAAUAUAUGACGUGUAAAAUAAAUAUAUAAAUUACGAUUUAAAAAGAUUUAUCACAUUAAGAAUUGAUAACGAUUCAGUUAUUUAUCUUAGAUAUUUGCUCGGACAAUUUAUUUAUCUAUUUGUUAAUGAAAAGUACGUUUUAUCUUAAGAAAUCUGGAUCAUUCAUCGAGGUACAACACCGUUAAUCGCCUUCGAAUUGACGAAGAUCUUAUAUUAUAAUAAGUGUCCAUAAUUCUCGUACCCAGUCUGAAUCUUAAUAGUUCCACAUAUAUAUUUAUACCUAGGUAAUCAUUCGUUAUUAGAUAAUAUUUCUACUGUAAUAUGAAUGUCGGUUUGAUAUUGUUUUGUAUUUUAAAUGACAUUGUUUCGCUCGAGACUUGAAACACACCGAAACCAAUUGAUAUUUAAUGUUUAUUGAUUAGGUAUCUCGUAUACAUAAUAAAAUACUGUGUUUUGAAUUAUUCAGACAACCCGUCAUCGUCGUAAUAUUACGAUCAAUAAUCUUACGUGCAGAGGUAAAUUGUCCAUAGAGAUACUCGUGGUAUAAUAUUGCGAAUAAAGAAUAAAAAAUCAUUUUCACAUCCCAAUGUAUUAAUGUAGAGUUUAACGCACCGAAUUCGACUACAGAUAGUCAAUAUUGGGAAGUUUUAUAUUCGUCUGAAGUUUAACGGACUGCAUGUCCAGUAUGUGACCUAUCGUUCAUUAUAGCAUCUCCGAUCUGAGAGUAUUAAUAAUUGUACUUUAAACUAGACCGCAAACAAUGAUAACUCAUACCCAUCUCAAAGAUUAUGGAUCCGAACAUGAAACAAUAGUUGACCAUCGACAAUAUUUUAUCGUGCCAUCAACUCAAGCCUUCGCUCGGGAAAUCGAUAUUAAUCGUGGACAUCGACCGAGUCGCAUUGUAACAUUAUUAUAGUAAACGGACCAGUUUUAUACCGAAAAAUCGAAGAAGAACUUAAAGUGAAGAUAUUUAUCAUUAUUUCUUACACAUUUAUCGGUAGGUAUACGUAAAAUGUUUAGCGGUAUAGAUAAGCGGUAGGUAUACGCGUUUGCUGGUACUCCUGGCAGGGAAUACAGAGUUCUUCAAACAUUUCUUUUAGACAUUCGCUUCUCCUUCCUCCUUCACGCGCAAUUCUAUUUAGGUAAGUAAAUAAUUUAAAUCAGCAUAAUUUAACAAAUCACAUAUUUGACCCGUGCCAAACUGAAAACGUGCCCGUUAUUGUAAUAUAUCGAACGAAGUGUUUCAUUCCAUAUUUCAAUUGCACUUGAAAUAUUACGCGAGCUGGUAUAGAGACCGAGAAACCGCAGUUCCCUUUAACCUUAAUACACCAUUGCAGAUUUUAGUUUUACACCAAUUCGUUUUAAGUGUUUACGGUAGAUGUUAAUUUUUUUACUGUGUAUUAAGGUGGCCAUACUGAAUAUGUGUCCGAAGACCGUGUACGCGAAGCUCAAGAAUAAGAAUCAACGCGUCAACGAGAAUUCGGUUUAUGGUUACGGCAAAACCAGCAUCGACCUGUACGAUUGUUUGAGCGCUGUGGCAAUGGCUGUCAAGCACGGGUUCGUGAACUUUGACGAUUUCAGCUGCCGGAGGUACUAUUUGUCCAGCGAUUUCACCUGGAUAGUUCCCGACAAAUUCGUCGCAUUUCGCGGUCCGGUAGAAGGGUAUUGCGGUCGGCACAACAGCCUACAGUUCUACGUCGAAUACUUCAAACGAACCAACGUGAAAACAGUGGUCAGAUUGAACCGCGCCGAGUAUAACAGCUCCUGGUAUAAAUGUUUUACUAAUUUUAGAUUCUAGUAAAUGGUGGAGAUGAUUAGCUAUAAUUAUAUUUAUGUAUAAUGUGUAUACAUUUUUUAGUGCGUUUAUAUAGAGAUGCGAAUUUUCCACCCGGUUGUACUUUAGUCGAAACAUCCGUCGAAUUACCAUACGUUACAUUUCUUUAACCACCCUAUUAUAAUUUAUUUUUAUUCAAAUAUGUAUAACUGAGCUGCGUUCAGAAUAUUUUUUUUGAUUUUUCAUUUUAUUAGUAUAAUCGAUCUGUAGAGAUUUAUUAGGGGUGAGCACUGAGCAUCGGCAUGAGCCGAUAUUUGCUAGGGCUGACGGUAUUGAAAAUGAAUACCGAUAGUACGGUAUUGUGUCAAUACAGGUUUGAAUAGGUAUACCGAAAUACUGAUAUAAAACUUAUAAAAAGCCGGUAAGAUAAUGAUGACAGAGGUUCUGCCAAAAUUUCUUGUAAAAAAAUACCAUUAUCGAAUUUAAUUGUUUCUACCUUCAUGUCGGUAAAUGAACUUAGUUAAAUACCGUUUUUGGUGUUGGUGAUGUCAAUUAAUUGCAUAAACGUGUUAUGAGCUUAUCAUCAUCCUAUUUCAUUUUGCACCAGCAAAGUAUGGAAUACCACGUACGACGUUAAUAACGAAAAUUAGUGGCAAAUGCACAAGGUCUUAUGGUCCAGCAGAUUUGAGGAGAAAUCGAUUAAUUUAUCCAAAAUUAAAAUUGGAUAUUGAUCUCUGUUUAAAUUGUUCUCAAAUCUGUUAGAUUUCUUGAUAGUUUAGUUCGUAAGUCGAGUAACCAGUACGGUAUGAACUUCACUGUUUAAAACCAUAAAUGCGAUGCCAUGUAACAUCGGAUAUCGGAAAAAAGUCAUACCGGCUCACCACUAAGAUUUAUACAACAUUACUAAAUUUAACGGCAGGCAUGUAUUAAUUUAUAGGUUCACUGAUUCCGGCAUCGAACAGGUCGAGUUAUAUUUCAAAGACGUUACGGCCCCGUCGAAUGCGGUCUUGCAAGCGUUCCUUUACAUUGCUGAAAUAUCGCCCCACGCUAUAGGAGUGCACUGCAGAGUUCGUGUUUUUUUUUUUCUGUUAUUUCAAUCGUAAAGGAAAAAAUUAUUAUUAUUAUUAUUAUUAUUAUCAUUAUUAUCGUGCAAUAAAGAUGGGCCUUGGACGAACAGGAACGUUGAUCGCGGCCUACCUUAUGGAGCACUAUAAGGCUACUGCUCGUCAAGCAGUCGCUUGGUUGAGAAUUUGUCGUCCGGGGUCCGUUAUGGGACCGCAACAGCCGUUCCUGAUGGACAACCAGACUAUGUUGUGGAAAACAGGUGACAGACUUCGGUAAAUGCGACGAGGUUUUUAUUAUAAAACAAACCUACUUUUUUUUUAGAUUCGGAGCGUAACGAGUGCUCAAUGUAUUGGUUUAACAAUGAUGUUUAUUCAUUUUUUUUUCUGUGAACAACUUUUUACCAAAAAAUUUUGCUCCGAUGAAACAAGCGUAGCAUAUUUUCUGAAUGGAAAUUUAAUCUGGUCGUUACAUUAAAGAGAAUAUUGUUUUGAUUUUUCCACCGGUUCCAACCGGAAAAAAAAUAGGAAAAACGGGAAAAUGUACGUUCAUAUAUAAAAGAAACUUCGCUCCGAAUCGUUUUUCGUUGGCAAUAGUUUAUCAUUGCGUACAGAUAUACAUUGAAUUAUUCUGUUUAUCCUUCUCAACUUCUCACCUGCAACAGUGGCCUAUCGAUCGUGCGAAGUAUUUCCGUAUUUUUAGUUAUUAGUCCUCAGAUCAGUUUUUUUUUUUUUGUAGUUUAAUUCGUUUAGGUCCUUGUAUUUUCCUUUUGUUCAUAUCCGAUUUAGGUAUAUAUUUUGCCUUUGGUCUUCCUCUUCUAACGUAUCCUUUAACAUCUCCUUCAAUUACUGUUUCUGAAUAAAGCGUUCUUGGCUAAUAUAAGCCCUAUAAUCUUAUUUCUUCUGGUUUGAAUACAUUUCUAUAACUGUCGUUUCCCUUUAUACAAUUUAAUAACUCUCCGUCUGUAAUCCUCCCUCUCAGUCCAGAGGAUCUUAAGACGACGUUAUACCCGCAUCUACUGUAUCAGCCCAACUACCGGGUAACAUACAAAAAUAGUACUUACGCAGAAUAAGAACCGGCUUAAUUUUGAUUUUAGAGUAAAAGUACCUAUUAUGAAAUGUAUAGAGAAUAAUAUUUUGGAGGGAAUGUCAUUGGUGUUUUUUGAAUUAUGAGCUAUUCAAAUAGUCACAGUUGUUUAAAAAAGCAAUUAUCGAGCUGUAUAUUUUGAAUAAUACAAAAACCUUACAGUGUUCCUUCCAAAAUAUUGUUCUUUAUAAAUUCCAUAACAUGUACUUUUACUCUAAAAUCAAAAUUAAGCUAGUUUUACUUAUUCGACGUAAGCAUUGUUUAUGUAUGUUACCCGGUGGUUGGACUGAGACAGUAGACGCGGGUAUAACGUUCUCUUAAGCAUUUUCCCAACAUACCGCGCGUCUUGAAUAAAUGUUGUACAUAACUUGCACUAAUAUCAUCAGCACGUUUUGGGUUGUUUCAGAAAGGAAAUAUACGGCUCGAAAUACGCCCAAGCUUCAGUUUGCAUACACGGCAUGUACCGGAAAACUGUUAUCGAUUCGAAAAAUCUGCCGAGUAACCGUUACGUGCAGCAAAUGAAGAGGUCCGGAAGCCGGUACACCAACAAUACAUCGUUCGAUAGACAAACGAAAUAUGCCGUGAAAAAAUGUUCCGACGAAUAUCAUUAG